Molecule: messenger RNA, 4479 nt
Organism: Equus caballus (horse)
Lineage: Eukaryota; Metazoa; Chordata; Mammalia; Perissodactyla; Equidae
Source: RefSeq, a predicted model, not a curated record
CAGGGCUCGGUCGGGCCUCUCUAGGCGUCCGAAGGACUCGAUGCUACUGGCCGACCUGCCGUGGAGGACAUUUUGUUGCCAGUAGAACCGCUUUGCGAGAAGUGCUGGAACCAGUUCUUCAGAGAGAUAGGAAAUGAUAUAGAUCAGGAACUCGGGGCUACGUAAAGAAAGGAAAGGAUCAGAGAAGAAAUCAGUGAAGGUAACAUGCCAUGUUCUAUCAGUUAUGGGGGGCGGAUCUUACUCACUGGCACCUUCAGAGCUGGACUGGUGGAGGAAAUCAACUAUCCUUAUGACUUUAUCUCUUUAGGAACCAGAGAACCUACUGAGCCUGCAUAUACAUUGCCCUUGACCAUACUAAAUUUUUUAUUUCAUUAAUUGUUGUCUCCUGUACAUUCUCUUCAAAUCAGACACACAAUUCGCUAUUAUUUGAAAUCAAGAUGCCAACUAUUUCUUCUACCAAUAUGCUCUAUAUUUUCUCAACUCUCUUCACUCCUAAUGAGAUGAAUUCUUUAGAAUACUUUCAUAUCCAACCUCUUUCCCACAUCUACUGUCACCCCCAACUGAGCCCUUUAAAAUGCUUCAUCCCCACCUCCUGAAUUUCACUGAUAUGGUUAGUGCUUUCAGUUUAGUUUAUUGUUAGAUCUUUUUCUUAUAGUAUGUCCCAUCUAUUUCAUGAAUAUUUGGCUCUUUUAUUACAAACUCCCAGUCUGUCCUUAUUUAUAGUGGGGGUCAUGACUCAUCAGUAGGUUUUUCCCCUCUUUAUUUUCUUUCAUUUGAGGUCUGCGUGCUAUUUCUUUUGCUGCUGUGUUAAAGUCUUUUCUAAGGUAUUUUCUUCAACUGGAGUAUCAAGGGGAUACGUGAUGGUUAAUUUGAGCGUGUUUUUGGAUGAGAUUAACAAUUGUAUGUGUAUACUGAGUAAAGGAGGUUGUCUUCCCUAAUGUGGGUGGGCCCUAUGCAAUCAGUUGAAGGCCUGAAUAGAACAAAAAGGUUGACUUUUCCAUGAGUAAGAGGGAAUUUCCUCCUGCCUGACUGCCUUGAGCUAGGACAUCAGGGUUUUUCUUUUCCUGCCUUCAGACUUAGACUAAAACUUUGGCUCGUCCGAGUCUUAGCCUGCCAGCUUUCAGACUGAACUGCACCAUCUCCUCAUGGGGUCUCAAUCCUUUGGACUGCACCAUCAGCUCUCCAGGGACUCCAGCUUGGUGACUGAAGAUCUCAGGACUUGUCAGCUUCCAUAAUCAUAAACCCCAAUAAAGGCCGUGGCCUACGCCCCCCUGGCUCAUGCUUCUGCUUCCGCACCGAACCUGGUAUCCUGAGGCCGUGCAUGGCAAGUGGUGCCGUUUCUGGGGGAACUGAGUGACACUAAACUUUCCUUUCAAUGACAUUGACCUCUCCAUGUGGUCACUCACCCAUCUUUAUCAAUUAAGACCCAAGACACAACAUAUCUGACCCAGAAUAUAUAAAGAAUGCUUGUAACUCGACAAUAAAAAAACCUCUCAACUCUGAAGUGAGCUGGAGAGACGGGAGAGGACCAGUCCCUGAGAGAGAGUUGGGGAUGGCGUGGUGGUCUGCAGGGGUCACAGGGCCAGGCUCCCUUCACAGGCGCCUUCCAGGGCGUGCAGCUGCGCGCCAGGCCUGAUGCUGGGGAGGCUGGAGGGACGCUGCGCUUCGGCGGAGCUGCACCAGGGCUGAUGCUGGGAGCUGGGGGGAGACUGGGCCGGGUCGCGCGGACCGGGGGCAUGGAAGCUUGUCAGGGCCUUCCGCCUCAGGGGAGUCUCGAGCCUUCUCCGGCUCCAGAGCGGCAGGGCAACCACCGAGACCACUGUCCUCCGCGGCGCCUAGAGCGGCUCCAGCUGCGCUCGCCCGGAAGGACCGCAGCCCGCUUGAGCAGUGGCUUCCGGCGCGGCGGCGUCUGCUCUUUCGCGCCGGGGAGCCGGAGUGAAUCCUGGGCGUUGGACUGCGGCCUCUCGUGCCGCGCGGCCGUCUUCCCGGCGACUGCAGGGCCGCUCUCCUGUCAGCGCCUGGGGCCCGCCGAGCCUGCGUCCCUUCCCGAGGGUUGUCCGGCAUCGCAGCCCCGCGGGCUGGGCCGUCGGCGCGGCGGGGGGCGGGGAGACGCGGACCGGUCUUUCGGCAGCUGCGAGCGCCGCGUCUGCUCGGGCCUCGCGUCGGCGCCCUGCUGCAGGGCCGGCCGGGCGGGGUCCCGCAGAGCCGGGGCGGAGGGGCCGCCCUCCCGAGACAGCGGUGUCCGGCGGCCUUUGCUGAGGGGGACCCGCCCGAGCGAGCGCCCGUGCCGCCUGCCUGUUCUGUGGGCGCGGCGUGGGUCCGCCUGCCGAGGCCUCAGUCGAGGCCGAGCCGGGGGGCUCCUGACGCCCCGAGACCGCGCUGCCGCGUCUGGAGGGGAGACUGACGGAGCGGCCUCGCCCCGCAGGCCGGCUGCGGGUCAGGGGACCGUGGGGCCCGGGCCGGCGCGCUCCCAGCCUCGCGGGGCGCGUGCUCGUCUCCUCUCCUCGGGCCGCCGCCGCCGCCGUCGGAGGAGCGACGGCCCCGCCUCACGGUCCCGCGGGCGCCCGGGCCCUCGGAAAUCCGCCCGAGCUGCCUCGGACGGGCCGGCGCCUCGGUGCCCGGCCCCGCGCCCCCGGGGUUCGCAGACGGCCCCCCCCCGAGCGCCCCUCUGACCGCGGGCACGGGCCGGCCUUAAGCAGUGACCCUCUGGUUUUCUUAUAGAUUAGUGCUUCCUUAUUGAAAAAUUGGAUGAUAAACUGUUGGGCUUUUCCUUUCUUGGGAUAUCUUGAAUGAUUUGGUGAUUCUCAAUUAUUUACUGACACUCAGUCUUCUCUAUUUUAAAGUCAUCUCUCAUAGUUUGUUUUCCUUGAGAUUUCUAACAGUGCUUGAGGAAACAACACUUUAAUCUGUAAUCUUGACCAUCGCCUCGUUAAGGCUUUAUGAGCCGCCUCAUGAUCGCCCGGUGGUUUGCUGGUUUGCUGGCCGCUGGGCUUAGAGGGCGAAUGGGACACCGCUCUCCAAAAGCUCUCAGCUUAGCUGGGAGGAGAGAGAGUAAAGUUAGAGGAAAGGCCCCGAUUUCCCAUUUUCUCUCCAUAUUUGCUCUACUUGUCAUUCACUUUUCGUUGAUUCCUUGGAUUCUCCCAGCCUGUCAUGCCCUCUGGCCUCUCUUCCUUUCCUACAAGCCCUGAUGGCCUUGUUAAUCAUCAGCACCUUUGUCUCUUCGUGGCCGGUGGGAAUUGUCUUGGAUUAGUCCCACAGUCCCCCUCUUGUUCCCGUACCUGGAUGCUGAGCAGCCACAAACACCUCUCCUUGGUUUCCCUAGGAUUCCAUGGCAUCCAGUCUCUGCUAGGAGCUCACUUCUUUUACUUGGCCUUAGUUUAGUGGUCCUUCAGUCACGUUCCUCUGCCUCUUGUACUCUUCACUGAUGACUUCCUCUUGUAUUUCAAAGAGAAAACUCAAAGGAUGAGGUGUCUUCCUCCUCCUGAAAGCCACCUUCUCUGUUCUUGGUCCAGUCCCUUUCCCAUGCUCCCAUCCCAGUCAGAACUUUCCACCAUGAAUUGUCCUCUCUUGUGUCUUCCUAGUCUCCCUAGCCCUUUUUCCUCGGUCUACAAAUUAACUGUAAGGCGCUCACAUCUUAGGAAAACACUUUUUGAUCUGGUGUCUCCCUGUUAGCUACUGUGUUGCCUCAGUCAAGCUAACAGAAAGGUUUUCUACGACUGCAGUUUCCACUUUCUCACCUCUUGUGUACCUCAACCACUGCCUUCUCGUUUCUUCUCCUUCCUCUUCACCAGAAAUGACCCCUUUAUUGCCAGAUUUAGUGGGUGCUUUACUUCUUCAUUCCCUUGACCGCUGUUGAAUUUGACAUUGUAGUUACUUAGUCCUUCUUGAAAGUUCUUGCUUCGUGACUGGUCUUUCCUUGUGUUCCUACCUUCUCAGCAAUUCUCUCCUGUUGUUCUUCAAGGGGACUUUGAUCGAAGCUUUUAAGUGUCAGCGUUUCCCUGGGUUCUGUCCUUGCCUUCUUCUCUUUUUUGGCUACACAGUCUUCUUAGGAACUCUUCUUUCAUGGCUUCGGCCACCACCUGAUCUGCACAGCGUCACAUAUACCUGUGUGCUGGAAAUUUCCACCCAGAAUUCCUGAAGUUGCUACAAGUCAAAAUGUCCAAACUGAGGUUCGCUUCCACCAAAUCCCCUGGGUCUGAGUCUCUUGUUUUCUUUUUCCUACACUGCAGUGGGGACUCAAAAAUCCUCCACUGCUCCUAAGAUAAAGUUCAAAAUCCUUACUCUUGCUUUUAAGGUCUGCAUUAUCUGGCGCAUUCUACAGCUUAAUCUCAAGCCACUUCCCACCUUACCCUGCUUCCUGGCCUUGCUGGCUUUCCUUUGUACUCUCAAAUACACACUUUCCUUAGAAUCUUUUAAAAAAAAUUUAUUGGCCCUGAGCUAACAUCUGUUGCCAAUCUUCCUCUUUUUUUUCCUCCCCAA